CAAUUAACAGCUGGAAAGAAAAUGAAAAUGUCCGGACUAAGGCACACCUACAGAGGACUCAAGUCCAUUCCAACUACCCGCCAAUUGUCCCGGGCGGUGGCCAAUGGCACUCAACAACUGCUUCCUCGGCCGCGGCCCACCACCGGAGUCCGAAACAUUUCUUCUGCUUCUACCUGGGCACAAACACAACCCACGAAGAUUGCGCCUGCAAGUGUCAGGCACGCUUCUUCGUCUAGCUCAAGUUUGAAUAAAACACAAUUAUAUGAUCUUCAUCUUGCCCAUGGCGCCAAGAUGGUGCCCUUUGCGGGCUAUGAUAUGCCGUUGCAAUACAGCGAUCUCUCACACGUGGACAGUCACCAGUGGACGAGAGAGAAGGCAAGCUUGUUUGAUGUCAGCCAUAUGGUCCAACACCGUCUGACCGGCCCUGGAGCUCUUCCUCUCCUACAGAAAGUCACUCCCUCUUCUCUUGACAAGCUGGGAAACAACCAAUCAACCCUAUCAUGUCUCCUUGAAGACGGUACUGGCGGAAUCGUUGACGACACCGUCAUCACCAGACUGGGCCCUGAGAGCUUCUACUUCGUCACCAACGCCGGACGACGUGAGGAAGACCUGGCCUUCCUCACCGCCGAAAUUGACGCAUAUCGCACUGAGUACGGGCCCGACACCAUCAAAUGGGAAAUUCUCAGCGACCGAGCUCUCGUCGCCCUCCAGGGCCCUCUCGCCGCUUCCGUCCUACAGUCCUUCAUCUACACCGACGGUGAGGACCCAGCAUCAAGCGAUCUCAACACCCUCUACUUUGGCCAAUCGCGCGAGCUGUACCUGAAACUCGCAGACGGCUCCAAGACCGCGCAUAAACUGCUCAUCUCACGCACCGGUUACACAGGCGAGGAUGGCUUCGAAAUUUCCAUUCCAACCUCCGGCUCCCCUUCUCUGCCCGCCCAGGUCACCGAGCUCCUCCUCUCACAGCCUGACCAAGUGCGUCUCGCGGGUCUCGCAGCCCGUGACUCUCUACGCCUCGAAGCAGGCAUGUGUCUUUACGGCCACGACAUUUCGACCGCCCACACGCCACCUGUGGCAGCAUUAGGCUGGGUGGUUGGCAAAGAGCGCCGCGACGCCAGUUCACCAGCCUCGCAAUUCAACGGUUCCUCCGUGAUCCUCCCACAACUCGCAUCCCCCUCCAAGACUAUUUCUCAGCGCCGCGUCGGAUUCACGAUCGAAAAGGGCGCGCCGGCUCGUGAGGGGGCUAUUGUUGUUGAUCCAAACGACAGCAAGGUGCAGAUCGGCGUGAUAACGUCUGGCCUGCCCAGUCCGUCAUUAGGCGGAACGAAUAUUGCCAUGGGGUAUAUCAAGCAGGGACUGCACAAGAAGGGGACGGGGGUGGCUGUGCUCGUGCGCAAUAAACUGCGCAAGGCGACGGUGACGAGUAUGCCCUGGGUGGAGAGUAAAUUCCACCGUCCUACUUAACCUAUAGAUUUCUUGUCUUCGUGCCGUGGUUUGUACAGCAUUUUAUUAUGAUUCUGUGGAGUUUUUUCUAUGAUUGUUAUGUAACAUUCAACAUGAGCAGAGUAUAUCUACGAUGACGAUUUGGUUUCAUCAAUCAGUCUAUCUCAAUAGUUUGCAUUUACACUUCGAACAUUAAAAUUCAGCUUUUCUAGUCAGUAUAAUGACGCAUGAGUGUAUCGCUACCCGGUAACUAAUAGAACAAGACAUAAAAUACUAUGCCUUUCUAC
Molecule: messenger RNA, 1730 nt
Organism: Talaromyces proteolyticus
Lineage: Eukaryota; Fungi; Ascomycota; Eurotiomycetes; Eurotiales; Trichocomaceae
Exons: 2
Coding region: 22-1464 (480 amino acids)
Biological process (GO): glycine catabolic process
Cellular component (GO): mitochondrion
Molecular function (GO): protein binding; aminomethyltransferase activity
Source: RefSeq, a predicted model, not a curated record